AUGGAUAAAUUGGUGAAGUCAAUGGCUGAGACUGAAGAGGGGAUUCAUUCUGGCAAGAAGAGAAAGUAUUCCAAGAAUAAGAAAAAGAACUGGAAGCGAUCCGAUGUUACUGACGUGGAGGAGUUUUUGGAUGCCGAGAGACAAGAUGAGCGGCUUGGUGCUGGAAAGCUCCAGACUGUGCCCAGUGACAAUCUCUUCAUUGUUGAGAAUGUGUUGCCGGAAGAAACACAAACUCCCAAGAAUGAUGCAAGUACCCGGAGCAAAAAGGUGGAAAUUGCAGUAGCAAAGGCAUAUGGCCAUCUGCGGAAUGUAUCAGAGGUAAUUGACCCACUGAAGAAGCGAAAUCGGGUCCGCACGCCAUUGGAGAGGAAGGGAAAGUUAUAUGCACUCCAGGAAAGACUUCGGCUGGCUGCUGGACGACUAAAACUGAAGGAGAGAGAUGCUCUGCAUCAGACUCAGCAGUAUCUGAAGAAGAGGAAAGUGAAACUAAUGGAGAAGAAGCAGAAAUUUGAAGCCCGAAAUGUAUGGGAUACGAGUGACAUGCCAGAAGAAGUAAAAAAUAUGGACAAGGACUUGUUCAAGUACACAUUCAUCGACAAGCUGAAGAAAGUGCAGCCCAAGCGGCCUUAUACGAUAACAAUGAAGCAGACUGUGCUUCCCUCUGUUGAGCUUCCUCUGCCUGGCACUUCUUAUAACCCGAGCUUUGAGGAACAUCAAGAGCUCCUCCAGAAGGCAUUAGAGGUUGAGAUCAAGAAGGAAAAGAAGCUUCAGAAGAUUGAGAGGCAGACCACACUCAUGUUCCCCACUGCUGACAAGGCCCCAACUGAAGAAUCAAAACUCCUUGAACUAUCCGAGGGCCUCUUUGAAGAAGAAUCUGAAAAGCCAGUGCAGAAAGUCGAAGCAGGUGAGACCGAAGAGAUCUACAAAGCACCCAUCCGCGAUGAGGACCGCAAGACACGGAAGAGGCGGCGGAAGGAGCACCAAGAGAAGAUGAAACUCCUGGAAGCAAAGCAGAAGAAGGAAGAGAGAUUAAAAGAGGCAGGAGUGUUUCGCAUCAAUGCCAUCAACAGGGAACUGAAGCUGCGAGACCAGAUCACCAAAGAGCGGAUCGAACGCCGCUUGAAACGCGAGGCAGAGAAGCUCAAACAACCGAGAGUCCUCAGUCGGUUCAACUACGAGGAGCCUGACAUCGAGUUGAAGCUCUCGGAGGAAGUGACCGGGUCCCUGAGGGAGCUGAAACCUGAGGGACACCUUUUGGCUGACAGGUUCAAGAGUUUACAGCGUCGAAGCAUAAUAGAACCAAGAAUUAAACUCCGUUUGCGCAAAAAGAAGAUGAAGCGAUUCGAGAAGCGUGGUCACAGGAAGUUUGGUGAUGAAAUGGUAAAAAAAAUGGAAACUGCACUCUGAGAAUUUCUGUGUUUUCAAAUAACAUGAUGGAAUGCUUAUUUUCAUGCAAGCAGUGAGUUCUUGUGAAUACAGGAU
Darwinula stevensoni is the source of this 1482-nucleotide messenger RNA. NCBI's taxonomy places the organism in Eukaryota, Metazoa, Arthropoda, Ostracoda, Podocopida, Darwinulidae. The record is from the annotation of a GenBank genome assembly.